Messenger RNA from Talaromyces rugulosus, 315 nucleotides. RefSeq lists its product as uncharacterized. The record is from RefSeq and is a predicted model, not a curated record. Bases 1 to 315 code for a protein of 104 amino acids. The transcript has 2 exons. Lineage: Eukaryota; Fungi; Ascomycota; Eurotiomycetes; Eurotiales; Trichocomaceae.
AUGGCGAAAAACAGCUUGUUCCCCAUCAUCGUCCUCUUCACGGUCAUCGGAAUCCUUGCCCUGAUCGGAUUUGUUGUGUACAGCAUCGUGCAGGAUAUUAGCAACAAGACCAAGGCGAACAUGGAGAAGAAGAACAUCAAGUUCUCCAAGGACGGGAUGAAGGUGUCGAUGAAGGAGGUCAACGACGAGGACUACAAGGACCAGACUCAGAGUGUGUUGGUCAAUGUGUGGAAUCACUCGUCGUUCCCCGGGUACAAAAGCAAACUGUGGAAUAACGGUGCUACGCCGGAGGAUAAGAAGGUGAAAAAGCGGUAA